GGAGAAGAAUAUUUUGGAAAUGAAUUAACAAAACGUAUGAAGAAAGAUUCAGAAAGAUUUAUCAUUGAACCUAGUUAUGUUUUCUGUGAAAAGUUAAUUGAUGGUAGAGUAAGUUUUCAAGGAAUGAAUCCUGAAAUAGAAAAAUUAAUGGAAGCAGAACAAAAGAAUGAAAAUAUUAAAAUGGAAGUACAAAAAGAAACAGAUAUUUCAGAUGAGCAAAUGGCAAAAAGUUGGAAAACUUAUAGAAAAAUAACAAAAAAUGAACAUAAAUAUGAAAAAUCAUUACAAAAACAUAAUAAUAAUAAUCAUGAACCAUUACCAAAAAAACCAAAAUUUUUAAAACCACAAUAUUAG
Molecule: messenger RNA, 354 nt
Organism: Apis dorsata (giant honeybee)
Lineage: Eukaryota; Metazoa; Arthropoda; Insecta; Hymenoptera; Apidae
Gene: Mpp6
Product: M-phase phosphoprotein 6
Exons: 2
Biological process (GO): maturation of 5.8S rRNA
Source: RefSeq, a predicted model, not a curated record